CUAGCCUAUAUUCAACGUACGCCCUCUCCAGAGUGGACAGACGGAACAGCUGCCAUAAAUGAAGAAACAGUGGUUCAGAUGUCAGAAUAAAAAUUACGGAUUCGUAGUCCUGUCCAGCAAAUCUACAGCAAUCCAAUACAAUCGAUCAGCCUUUGAAAAUUGCUAAGCGGAAGUCCCAUUCGCUGUGUUCGUCAUCGUCCACUGGGUAAUUCGACUGCUUUCAAUUUUUUUUUUUUUUUAAAUCGCAUAGCCUACUCACGACGCCUCCGUAGCAUCAAAGUAAAUAUACGAGGUCUCACUCGUUCAGAGACUCUCAAACUAACAGAGGUGCAGUACAUCUCAGCACUGUACCCUACUGGAUAUUUUAAGGACCAAUUUAAUUUAAAGGUCGUUAAACGGAUCUGAAAAAGGAGAGUCCGUCGUCCCCCUGAGGGGUUCAACCCAGUGACUGGCACCGACAGGCAGGGUACCGUGCACCGUCCCUCCCACCCCCCCUCGCCAGAGCACUUCCUGUUCCCCCCCCCCACGGGGGCUGGCAGAGACCACCCGCCAUGGAGACCGCCAUCCGUGCCGUUCUUCCCGCUGUGCUGCUCCUGAUUGGCUGUCUGGAAGGUUGUCGUGGGGAUGAAAAGACUGGCUGCGCGAUCUGGCUUCCCUCCGGAGAGACGGACGUGUGCUGUAAGAAGUGCCGACCCGGAAACCAUAUUGUCUCAGAGUGCGGGCCGGACCCCAAAGAGCUGUGUGUCCCAUGUGGGGCAGGAACCUACAGCACAGAGCACACACUGUACGCCUGUCGCAGCUGUACACAGUGCAGAGGGGCAGUGAGGACUGUGAGGCAGGCCUGCACCAGCAGCAGCGACACGGUGUGCGGGUGUGUGGACGGGUUCCGCUGUGCGGACGCUGACUGCUCGCGCUGCGCCAAGGAGUGCGGAAGAGGGGAGGAGCCCACGGACAAACUGACCUGCCAGGCCUGUCCGGAGGGGACGUUCAACGACCAACUUCAUCAGAAAUGCAUUCCCUGGAGAACCAGCUGCCCUCUCCCGGGACAGGGAAUCGUGGCUCUGGGCACCGCGGUCCAUGACAUCGUCUGCGGCAACAUCGCUGACCCCGUCCCGGACCUGAAACCCAAAACGGAGGUCGACGAUGGGGGGCGCGUCUCCUUGAUUGUGCUGAUCGCCUGCCUGAGUCUUAUCGCCAUCACGGCCACUGCUGGCGCGGUCGCCUGCGGAAUCCUGAGGAAGAGGAAGGAGAAGACGACGAAGAACACGCCGGCGGUGGCUGACAAACCUACGACAGAAGGACCCCAGUGGGAGGAGCAGCAGGUGGAGUGCAGUCUCUGCCACCCACAGCAGGAGGAAUGUGGGAGCCAGGACUCUGUCGCCUCCCACGGGUCGGAGGACAAACUGCUUCCUGUGUAAGACGAGGAUGUGGGUCCUCACAAUGCAGCAGGUCCCCACAAUGGAGGGGGUGAUGACAAUGAGGGGGGUCUCCACAAUGGAGGGAUUUUACCCACAGGGAAGGAGGUCCUGAUAAUGGAGGGAGACCCCACCAGGAAGGGGGUCCUGAUAAUGGAGGGAAACCCCACCAGGAAGCGGGUCCUCGAAGCUCUGCGCCUUUAGGUUCGGAAAUCUCAAAUCUGUUGACAGACACUUGUUCGUACUCUUUUUUGUUGUAUAAAAUAUUCCGUAUUUUCUACCUUUUUACCUGGACACUGGACUAUGAAAAGGGUUUACUCGAUGUAUUAAACACUGGACAUGUCAUUUCAACACAUGA
Molecule: messenger RNA, 1773 nt
Organism: Anguilla anguilla (European eel)
Lineage: Eukaryota; Metazoa; Chordata; Actinopteri; Anguilliformes; Anguillidae
Gene: tnfrsf9a
Product: tumor necrosis factor receptor superfamily, member 9a
Exons: 8
Coding region: 552-1418 (288 amino acids)
Biological process (GO): regulation of cell population proliferation
Cellular component (GO): external side of plasma membrane
Molecular function (GO): signaling receptor activity; cytokine binding
Source: RefSeq, a predicted model, not a curated record